Messenger RNA from Trichoderma atroviride IMI 206040, 6712 nucleotides. The record is from RefSeq and is a predicted model, not a curated record. Lineage: Eukaryota; Fungi; Ascomycota; Sordariomycetes; Hypocreales; Hypocreaceae.
AUGGCUGGGCUUUUCCAGUCAUUUCGGAGCUCCAGCAUGCCUAAACGGCUGCUGCGAUAUGCCUUGUCGCGGCUGGAGCUCCUCGAUUCCGACGCGUUAGACAUGGAUAAUCUAGAUCUGGCUUUGGGUAGAAAUACAGUGUUUGAGUUUAGGGACGUUGGAGUUCAGCUAGAUAAACUUGAGAAGCUACUGAAACUGCCUAGGACGUUUGCGCUGCAAAAGGCAAAGGUCCUGCUCCUGCGAGUCACCAUUCCGAUGGAUUUCUAUACGAGCCCUAUAUCUAUCGAAGUCGAUGGCGUCGACGUCAAGUUGAAAGUGCUUGUGUCUGACGCCAAGUCCAAAUCAACCAAAUCUACUACCCCCGAUGAUGCCUCAGCUGCUGUACCAAAUACCGUGGAUCUUGCGCAAUCAUUCCUCGAAACGCAGCCGUCGUCGGAGCGAAAGAAACUCGAAGCUGCGCUGGCUGCCGAAGCGCAAGAUCUCGGCGCAUCUACAGCAAUGAGCGAUGACAGCAGUGAAGAUGAGCCUAUCGUGGGUACCGGGCAGCCUCUAUCGCUGCCAGGCUUCUUGGCGGGUUUUCUGCAGGGAAUUAUGGACCGAAUGCAGAUAAAAAUCAAAGGCGUCAGAUUCCAGUUGGAUAUGGAUAUCCCUGUAGACCUGCAUUCGUCAGUUACCGAACCAGUGUCUUUCCAAAUCGCUUUGGAAGGCAUCGAUAUCGAAGGCGUUACUACAAGAAGCGAGAAAUCAGAAGCAUCGCCAGCUGCAGCUCCAAAGGAAGGAAAGCGGCAAAUCUCCUUGGACAAUGUCCGCGCUUACCUGGUGUCCGAGGCCAACGUCUUCUCUACCCUAACCCGGUCCUCAUCCAUGACUUCACCAUCCGAUACGUCUUCGCCUCAUAUGACAAGGAACCCACCUUCGAGGCAAACUACAUCCUUAUCGUCAGAAAACCACCUGACCGACGAACAUGAUGCGUAUCAGCCCGACUACCCCUUGGGAGAUAGCGAAGAAGCUCUUGGAAUUCCAUACGAGUUUGAAGAAGAUGAGGAUCAGGGCAUGCCAGACGACGAGUCUCCUGCGACUCCCCGCGCGUCAAUGUACCAAGAUUUUAAUUCCCCUGACGAUGCAGGUUUCCAUUCGCCUGAAGAUCCUGCGCCGUAUUCUUCACCCCCAAGAAGUAUGUUCAACAGCACGAUAUCUAGGGCACAAGAUGCUUUCGAGCAGGACUUUCAACCAAGCUAUCCCAUGUCGCGACAACAGUCGAAUCUUGAGGGUCAUGCUCAGUCCUUGGCAGAGUUGGGGAACCAAGAUCAGUACGAACCGGAAAACCUGGCUGACGAUCUCACGCAAUCGCAUCUCUAUACACACGAAGAGGCUGAGAGCAUGUAUAUGAGUGCUUUUUCAAAGGCAGAGAGCGAGGCUGAUAUAUCCGAGCUCAGAUCCUCAAAGCACUCAGAUGCGUCAACCGUUGAACAAGCGGUUCCGUCAUCAGUAGAAGAGGCGGCUCAAGUUCAGAUUCCCCCAUCUCCUCAAGAAUUUGCUAUGCCUGGGGGCUGGGAUGACAAUGCGUCUGAAGGUUCAUCGGCAUCUGAUCGGACCAUGUCGCCUGAGAAACUGGCUCCCAAGCCGGAAGAAAUAUCAGAGCACGAAGCCGAGGAGAGGCUCAAGUCUGAACCUGGGCGAGAGAAGCCGGGUUCUCCUGUCUUUGGCCAGACUUCAAUAGCCGAAGACGCAUCGAUUGACAUCGAAGGGAAGCCACAGCACGAGGACGUGGCUACUCCAAAGGGGCCGACGCGAGUUGUCAAGGAAAUUCUACAUCUCAGCUCCAUUUCUAUAUAUGUGCCAACAACACACCAGCACAUUGAAAUAGAAGAGGAUAAUUCUGAGUCAGUUGCCGAGCUUGCUAGGGCAAUGGGCAACUCGGUAUAUCCUCAAGCGCCUGGAGCGUUUUCCGUGCACGCGCCGACUUCCGGCUCGGUGUAUGGCCACAGGCCCUCAAUACAGUCAACGCAGAGUGUUGAUAACGUUUUGGAGAUAGACUUGUCUCCGGUAUCCAUCCGCUUUGAUGCUUCACUCGCCUUUGUGCUUGCCAUGAUUGUUGGAAAGCUUCUCGACGCGGUCAAACAGGAUAAUCCGGUAAAGGUCUCGAGCAGUGGGGCUGAAAACGAGCAACAUAUGGAUAAGACCCCAGAGAUCAAGGUUACUGUCCAAGAAAUAUCUUUGGAUUUCCUGAGUCGACUUGGUGGAGUGGCAGAUACGCCUCGGCGUCAUUUGGACUCUUCGGCAUUUAUGUUUGCCCACGAGGUCCUUCUUAAUGCCACCUUGAGCGGCUUGACUAUUGGUGUUUCGCCAACUAAAGUACCAGUAGCCAGGGGCGGAAGGGACAUGCAAGAUGCCAUUCAAACAAAAAUCGACCUGCAAACCUUCCGCUUUGGAUACGCCAAAGAUGAUAUCAUCUCCUUUGAUAAGGUUGAGCCAAUGAGUACUUCUGUGAGAGAUACUUUUAUUUCACACGGGCAUGAUGUUGGUAUCAGAAUUACGCAAACGAAGAAAGGCGUCAAGACCGAGAUUGAAGCGCUACCAUUAGCUGUUCGUAUUGAUCUGCAGAAGCUAGACGAGACAUUCAGCUGGUUCGGAGGUCUCAGUAGCUUUCUUAAUAUGAGCGCUUCAAUGACUUCCAGCCCAUCGCCUACACCAAAGUCACCUCACAAAUCUGUGUCCACGCAGAGGCCAAAGGGAGUGCGAUUCGAUACACCUAUUAAGCCUGAUGAUAAAUCCGCUGCUUUUGAAAACAAGAUCGAUAUGCGGAUAGGUGGCUCUUUUGUUGAACUCCUUGGCAAAGAAUGCAGUUUUAUUGCAAAGAGCGGAAGCAUCUCUCUCGUUAGCCGAGAAGAAGGCAUGGGAAUCGUAUGGCGCACAAUGCGCGUGUCUGGGCCAUACUUGAAAAAUUCCAUGGCAGAUCCCGCCAUUAUGACCGACAUCAAUGGAGUCAGGCUGGAGUUUGUAACAAUUCCAACCAAUUCAGAUCUUGAGAAGCUUCUCGAGUUGAUUACGCCCUCAAAAGCCAAGUUUGAUCAUGGCAGCGACGAAAUCAUGGUUGAUACUCUCUUACGGCAGCGAAGAAAGGGCUCGGUACUCAGAGCUACAAUAGACACCCUGAACGUGCGAGUUAAGAACAUGGCCCAAUUCGAGGUGCUACCAGCUCUAGCUGAAGAAGUGGCCAAGUUGUCUACUGUGGCCAAAUAUCUCCCAGAAGACGAUCGGCCUGGACUCAUGACUCUGGCAACGAUCCAUAAGCUUGGCACGAGUGUCGACCUUGGCGGAACCUUUGGGCAGCUUAGCUGCGACGUCCGGGGGCUCGAGGCUGCGCACAUUACCGUUCCGUCGCUGGUAGCUGUUGCAGUGUCUGGAAUUUCCGUCCGACGCAACGAAACAGAAGAGCUUAUUAAUUCUUCGAUCCUGUACUCUUCAGCAGAGAAUGCCAUGAAUCGAGGACCAGUCAUCAUGGCGAGGAUGAUCGGCGACGACAUUGAGCCCGUCGUCAAGCUCAACCUACAGGAUGUCAGCAUCGAGUAUCGGGUUCCAACUAUCAUGGAUAUCCUUGGCCUGGCAAACGAUGCUACGCCGCAGGAUUUCGAAGAGAGCCUCGCCGCGUCAGUAGCUAGUCUUGGUGACCAAGCUCAUGCCGCACUGGCACGGCCUCAGCCUCAGUCACCGACUGAAGUCACUGCUAAGCAGAGUAAACCAAUGACCUUGGACGUAUCGUUUCGAAAUUGCCUUGUCGGCUUGAACCCUCUCAAUCAAAAAUCGAAGAUGGUCCUUGUAUUCACAGAUGCCCACCUCUCCGUCACUCUUCCAAAGGACGAGGUCACAAAGGUGAAUCUGGAUAUUAACAAGGCCUCAAUUUUGCUGACAGACGAUGCUACCCUUGACGCAUCUGAUGACCGUACUUUGAGGAACCCAAGACGGCGAUCGUCGUCUUCAGCGACCCCUCAAGUAAUCUCUCUGUGUGCUGAGGGAUAUGUGGAUAUUUGCUACAUGUCCUCUGCAAAAGUCGUCGUCAAUGUCGCUCCAGGUCUAGAUGGUGAGAAGCAGGUAGAAAUUGAAGUUCGAGAUGAUCUCUUGGUGUUGGAGACUUGUGCCGACUCGACCCAAACCCUGAUAAGCUUGGCUAAUGCUCUUUCACCGCCGACUCCGCCAAGCAAAGAGAAUAAAUACCGGACCAAGGUAGUACCUGUCCAAGAUCUGCUUGCUUCGAUUUCUGCAGAGGCAUUUGGCAGGCCAGAAGGGGAAUACGACUUUGACCAGGACUUUUCUGCUGCACGAGAAAUGGCUAGAAGCCAGUUCGACACCGGUUCUGAAAGUGACGGUUCUCUCCCUAUCGAAUCCCAAUUCUAUGGAGAUGAAACUGCGGGAGAAGAACUAUUCGAUGCCAUGAAUGUAUCCAGUACAUCGCAAGAUCCGAGGAUGCAAGAUACCAACGAGGGAGUUUUAAUCUCUGGGCUUGAAUCUUCCACUAGCAACGCCUCAGAAGACGGCGAAGGUCUGGUUAUCCACGACGACUUUUAUAACCGCAAUGCCGCCGAAGAGCACACUGCAAAGAUUUGGAACUCGAACAAGAAUACUUACGACAGAGCCCCUGCGCACAUUGUAAAGCGCAGUCCUCUCAAAGUAUCUGUGAGAGAUGUCCAUGUCAUCUGGAACUUAUUUGAUGGCUACGACUGGAUCCAUACUCGCAAUGUCAUCAACAAAGCUGUCCAUGAUCUAGAGCAUAAAGCCUUUGAUCGCCAAGCAGGGCUCGCCAACGGGCAGGUCCACGGCGAAGAGCGUGAAGAUGAAGAUAAAAUAGAUGACUUCUUGUUCAACUCCAUCUAUAUCGGAAUCCCAGCCAAUCGAGACCCGCAAGAGUUGGCCCGCGCCAUCAACGAAGGCCUCGCUGACAAUAUGACGGAGACGGAAUCAGUCGCCACUACAGCUGUGACAGCAACAUCAAACCGGACUGUGCGUAGAGGGUACCCCAAAUCUCAGCGCCUGAAGUUGCGACGAAGCAAACGCCACAAAAUCACCUUUGAGCUUCGAGGCGUCAACGUCGACAUGGUGGCAUUCCCCGCCGGAACUGGAGAAACGCAGAGCAGCAUUGAUGUUCGAGUAGAGAACCUUGACAUCUUUGACCACGUUCCCACAUCAACGUGGAAGAAGUUUGCGACUUAUGAUCAAGAUCAAGGGGAGCGUGAGAUGGGAACUAGCAUGGUGCAUCUGGAAUUGCUGACUGUGCAGCCAAUAGCCGAACUGAAGGCUUCUGAGAUUGUGCUCCGAGCAACUGUGUUGCCCCUGAGACUCCAUGUCGACCAAGAUGCGCUUGACUUUAUCACCCGGUUCUUUGAGUUCAAGGACGAAAGUGUACCGGUUCAUUCGUCGCCAAGUGAUGUUCCUUUCUUGCAGAGAGCCGAGGUCAACGACAUUCCGGUCAAGCUUGACUUUAAGCCGAAGCGAGUCGACUAUGCUGGGCUUCGAUCCGGCCACACGACUGAAUUCAUGAAUUUCAUCACAUUGGAAGAGUCCCGGCUGGUGCUCCGACAUGUUAUCAUUUACGGAGUUUCUGGCUUUGACCGUCUAGGUCUAACACUCAAUGAUAUCUGGACGCCCGAUGUUCGAAGUAACCAGCUUCCCGGUGUUUUGGGAGGUCUAGCGCCGGUGCGAUCACUGGUCAAUAUCGGCAGCGGCUUUAGAGAGUUGAUCGAAGUCCCCCUCAAGGAAUAUCAAAAGGACGGCCGUAUUAUUCGGAGCAUAUCUAAAGGAGCCGUUGCAUUUGCCCGCACCACUGGUACCGAGUUGGUCAAGUUUGGAGCAAAACUUGCAGUCGGUACGCAGUAUGCAUUACAAGGUGCAGAAGAGAUGCUUGGCACUGGCCGCCGACCUGAAGAGGCUUGGGAUGAUGAUGAUCUCGAUGCAGAUGAUAAGAAGCAAAUAUCGUUGUACGCAGACCAUCCGACCGGCGUGAUUCAAGGCAUUCGCGGCGGCUACAGGUCGCUUGCCAGAGAUGUGAAUCUGGCACGAGAUGCCAUCAUUGCGGUGCCAGGCGAAGUCAUGGAGAGUCAGUCAGCCAGUGGUGCUGCCAAAGCAGUGCUGCGACGAGCCCCGACCAUCAUCUUCAGACCAGCAAUGGGCGUAACCAAAGCGAUUGGCCAGACAUUGAUGGGAGCAACCAACUCGAUUGAUCCGCACAAUCAACGCAGAAUUGACGAGAAAUAUAAAAAGCAUUAAUCGAAGGCGCAGAACGAAAAGAAGGAAGAAGAAACACAAAAAAAAGUUUGACACUUGACUAUACCCAACAAUACAUACAUGAGAGGAAUUAGCUUCGAAUUUACUGCGGCUGCGGAUUCAUUAGCGAUGGAACCGUCUUUCUUUGAGAAUAUACGAAAGGACUAGAUUUCUCAUCUUCUUCUUUCCCUUUCUGAAACAUUACACGUCGGCAUGAUGCUGUAUUGAAUAGGAGAAAGGGAAUCCUUUUAUGGCGAUGAUUUCUUUCAUUGAUGUCAUGUUUGGCAGGCGUUGGGGUUAUCUACUAUACCAGAACAGAAUGAUGCUGAGUUUUUGUUUUUGAUCUUUCUACCUUUUCUUCUCUUCUUUCUCAUAAUUCUCUUUGGGUAACACUGGAAUGGCUUGGAGUGGAUGGAUUCACUAUAUCGUGUGGGUAAAUUUACAGAAUGGCAGC